AUGCAUGCAGAUCCGCAGACUGUGCUGCUGAGGGACACCCAGAAGAGCCGCAGCCGGAGGCUCGUUCUAGACCCGCACGCUGUGAACGUUCCGCUGGACUCAGCCCCUGCUGUCUUCUUCAUGCGGGUGCGGCUGGGGGAGACCGGGGAGAUCUUCCGGGCGCCCAACUGCCGCAUCGACAUGACCGUGCGGGAGCUCAAGGAGGGGCUGGAGCUGGUGGCCGGCAUCCCCUUCAACUUGCAGCGACUCCAGUACCUGGACCAAGGAGUCCUGAUGGACGACACGACCCUGAGGUUCCAUGACGUGGUUCCCGGCGGCGUCAUCUCACUGUGUAUCUGGCAUUAUGGUGGCUGGACAGAGCUGGUGCUGGCAGCUAUGGAAGGGGACCCCAGCAAGCUGUCCUGUCUCGGCAUCGCUGACAACUCCCUCCAGACUGUGAACUCGCAGCAGCUGGAAGGCAAGAAGCAGAAGCUCUGGACGUCCCCGAGGGCAUUUGUGGCCUUGUUCAUUACCUCCCACAGAGGCCUCUUUGAUGCCGUGCGGUACCUUCUAGAAAAUGGAGCCAACUGCCUCGGCCGAUCCCCCCUGGGCCGGACGCCCCUGCACGUGGCCGCAGCCAUGGGCCGGCUGGACUGCAUCGGCCUUCUGCUCGAGCACGGUGCCUCCAUCCACGACAAAGACGCCAAGGGGGAGACCCCCAUCGCCCUCGCCCGCCGCCUGAACCGCAAGCAGAGCGAGCAGCGCAUGCUCCUCCUGCACUGGGUUAUGAAGACGGGGGCCACGGACCUGAGCGGCUCUGCCCUCACGAAGGCUUUCCAGAGGGUCAAGUCUGGCUUCGCUUCCAAGUACAGGACCCAGACUCGGCUCCCCGUGGCAGCACUGGCCUCUGGACGCUGACUCCGGUCACUUUCCGCAGUGCAAGCCCACGGUGGCCCGGCGAGCAGGACACGGGGAACGUGCUGGGUAAACUGUUGGACGCUGGCUUGUCUGUCCUGGUGGUGAGGACUUGGGGGCAGGGGUGUGGGUCCCCGACCACGUGCUCCACCUCUGCGUUCGGGCAGUAACUCACUGCGGCCCCGAGAGGCGCAGAUGCCACUUGGGCAUCGACUUAAGCUGUUUGCAGAUUGCACCCGAAAUGCCGCCUGGGCAGGGGAGCCCAUUCCCUCAUGCCCUCGCAGAGACCCAGCGCACAGCAUGAUGGCAGCGGGGACAACGCGGUUGUCGUACAAAACAGGCAUGGCAAACGUCGGGGUCGCCGCGUCCUGGUGCUGGGAGUGUCCGUCUGUGAAACCCGUAAAACACAAUCCUUCCACAGCUAGGGGCACUCCCGAAGUCUGCCUGAGCCAUCUUUGGGCGGCCCGCCUCCCGAGUCGGGGGUCAGGAAGAACUCUGCUCCAGCGUGUUCUAAAGGGAUGCCUUGUUGAAAGGGGACAGUUGAGUUGACCUCAGAUGUGGAGGGACCAGACGACGGCGAGUUCAUACAGGGCGGUGGGUGCUGGGCGCUGGCUUUUACCCCACCCUGGUGGCCCGGGAGGCCCCCCCCCCGUGUUCUCCUUUUCCUAGAACCUGGGGAGCACCUUUCUCCCUCCCUCGGGGCAUUCCGCCUGGAGUCUGUCCUCACGCGGGGCUCUCCCUGCUGGGCCCGCCUGCCCUGGGUGAAGGAGCUGGAGGCACGGGAAGGAGACCCGCGGACGGGGUGCUGUGAAGCUCUGGUGGAGACGAGCUGGCCGCAGCUGGAUCUUCUCAGAGCCAGGCGCCUGGCCUUUUGAGCGGCACCUCCUGCAUUUUAAACGUUGCCUGAGCUUGAGAAGAACAUGGCAGGGUCCAGAAGGAGGAUUUGGGGCCCGCCCACAGGACGGCCUCUGUCUCAGUUUCCCCGAGAAAUGUGGCGGAAGCAGCUCACAUCUCAUUGGGAUGGUCCACAGCAGGGGAUGGCCACGGCCUGCCGGGUGACACUUCUCGUCCACCUCCCACAGGCCACACAGGCCAUGUACCCUAACAGCUCCCGAACGACCACGUGUGGCCACGGCCCCUGCACAGCAAGUCCUGGUCUCCAAGCGAUGGGCAAAGGCCCUGCACCCCGGCUGCCCUCCUUUCCGGCUUCAUCCCACUGACCGGAUGCAGCUUUUAAAUUAACUGGCUGCAUCCACGUCUGUCAUGGUGGACGACCAGUGUCGACGGUGUGGUUUCAGCUCAGUGGCCGUGGCUGCGCCGGCUCAGCCUUCUGUUUGACAGUCAGGGAAGUAGCCCGGCCGCCACCAGGGCAAACUCGAGACCGCUUUUGGCAGAUGCUCUCCAAAGGCAACGGGCAGACGUUAAAUAACCCCCGCCCCGCGCUCAUUCAUUUAGCUAAAGCCGGUCGCGAGGGGUGACGUGGGUGCUCCUCUAACAAGUGUCAUUACUCAGAGUGACAUGUUUGCCAAGAGCGCGACUAAGCUGCCUUUGUCGUUACGGGAGCCGAGUGCCCUAAUAUUGGGCCAAACACUUUUAUCUUCCUAAAUCCUGGAUUCGAUUAGAUGCUUGGCCAGACCUUGGGCAAAUUCCAGACUCUCUGCGGUGACAUUUUGUCCAGUCUGUAACAGGGUCAUCUGAACACGUGCAUAGGCCCUAGGGAAUGCUGUGUUCCCCCCUCCCCUCCCAAUAGGGCAAGAGAGACAAAGACAGAAAGAGGAAAAGAGAGAAAUCCCUCUCCCACCCCAGGAAAUGGCUUGUUGCU
Messenger RNA from Tupaia belangeri chinensis (Chinese tree shrew), 2716 nucleotides. RefSeq names its product ankyrin repeat domain 60 (gene ANKRD60). Bases 1 to 897 code for a protein of 298 amino acids. Gene Ontology annotation, molecular function: protein binding. The transcript is spliced from 5 exons. The record is from RefSeq and is a predicted model, not a curated record. NCBI's taxonomy places the organism in Eukaryota, Metazoa, Chordata, Mammalia, Scandentia, Tupaiidae.